Messenger RNA from Botrytis porri, 210 nucleotides. RefSeq lists its product as uncharacterized. The record is from RefSeq and is a predicted model, not a curated record. The transcript has a single exon. Lineage: Eukaryota; Fungi; Ascomycota; Leotiomycetes; Helotiales; Sclerotiniaceae. Bases 1 to 210 code for a protein of 69 amino acids.
AUGGUUUCUUCGGAUUCUGAUGGAGAUUUACAGGACGCUGUCAGGGUGGUACCCAUCGACGACGACAUUGAUAUCAAUAGACUCAAGCAUCUGCAGCAGAAUCAAGAGUGGAGUUUCUAUGCUCGAGACGAGAACGGUGCAAAGAUCAAUAUUCAUUACUAUAUAUCUAGCAGCGGCAAUGAGCUAGCAAUGACGAGCCGAAUCUGUUGA